CGUCAAUCUGGUCGAGCUUUCCAUUCGAUUGAGUAAACGACUAUAGAAGUGUAAUGGUCAAUCGCUAGGUCCAUCUAUAUUUUUUCAUCCAGUCCGAGCAGCUCCGAUACCGAAACGACCGCGACGAGUCCGAUUCCGAGUUCCAUAGUAGAGUGUAGAGGCCCCCCUUGCAGUGGCUUUGGCAUUGAGUGUGAUUCAGUGCUUGAGACCGGUUCAAGUUGUACGAGGCGAUUUCUUUGAAUUAACGGACUGCGUUGCAGUUGAAAAUCGGAUUUAAAAAAAAAAAAAAAUCGAGAAAAAAAAACAAAAAAAAAAUAAAUAAUUGUAUAUUAACAUACUUUGUGGAAUUUAUGGUUAAAAAAUAACCUAAAAAUCUGUGAAUUCAAGUUAUUUGAAUUAUUAAGAGAAAAUUUACUUAAAAAAAUUCACAAAAUUUAAAGUGAAAAGGAAAAAUUGAAAAAGUGUGAAAGUUUUUAGCGGGGUGUGUCGUUUCGUUAAACGACGACAACGACAACAAGCAGUGAUUUCGGGAUUCUCUAUAUUCCUUCGUAGUAAAAACGAAUAGGUUUAUAGUUGCCUCUGCCUAUAUUGUAAGCAAUCGGAAUUUUCUUCUUGUUUGUUUUUAUUUCUUCGCGAUUUCCUUGGUGAGGUGGUGAAUUGGAAUGUGCGUUUUUGUUUGUUUGUUUGUUUAUUUACUGUGAAUACACCCUAAAUGGGAUCAAUUCUCAAAAGAGGUUGAUUCUCUUUUGCUCUCUCCUGAGGAUUAUUAACACCCUGGAUUUUUUUUUUUUGUAGUUUGAUAAAUUGGUUGAAGGAGGUUUCCCGUUAGAAAAAGAAAAUUAAGAUAAACUACCGUCAUAAUGAAAACAUAAGACUUGUUUCUGCAAAGCUUCAAACAAAAAUAAUUCAAAUAUCUCAACCCCCCACAGGACUCAAUAAAAUUUUAUUGAAUAGUUUUAAUGAAAAAUGCCAUCACUCGUAACUGUAUUAGCCAGUCCAUUAAAUUACACAACAUCUACAUUGAGGAACCGAACACAAUUCCCAUCAUCAAUUAAUAUUGACGAUGGAGGUGGUGGUGGUGGAAUUGGAGGAAUUGAACAAAAUGCCGAAGCAAUAUUACCAAAUUUCCUGCCAUCAUCUGAAUCAUUUGAUAUACCUGCCACGUUUAGUCCACCUGGUGUAGGUAAUUUAUUAGCAUCAGGUUCAAAUGCUGUUUAUUAUGAAGAGACUGCGUCAUCAUUAUUAUCUUCUUCUUCAUCAUCUGCCUCCUCAUCAUCAUCAUCAUCAUCAACAUUUGAAUUCUUCGAAGAUGCUGCUGAAUUUUUUAAUUCACCUCUGCCAUUUGAUGCUAGUGAAAACGGUCUAUUUAAUGGACGUUUUGUACCGCCACCACCAAGGCCGCCAUUUUUAAUGGAUGAACCUGUUAUAACUGAUGGACUGACUACGUGUGAUUUGUGCUCAUGGGCAAUGCCAACUAAAAGUACAUUCAUAUUUGAAGGAACGAUAGAGAAAGCAUCCGAAUUAGGAUGGCCACUUACGCUUAUCAUAGUCUCAAUAUUAUCAGCAAUACUAGGUGCAAUAAUUAUGAUUACAGUCGUUAGAUGCAAGAGAAAAAAAUCAUCGAACAAUCGAAAUGAAACUCAUGUUCAAUGGUGGUCGAGAAACAAGCGGCCAAAUAACAACAACCAUCUACGGCGAAGCAACAUUUACACCGCACAUCCUGCGGAUAGUAUUAGAGGAUUGAAUGGUCAGCAGCAGCCUCCGCAGAUUCAGCAGCAGCUUAAUCAACAAGCAACGUUACAGCCCCAGGAGUCGCAACUGUAUCAACAGCAGCACAAUCGUCAUAAUCAUAAUCACUUCCCCCAUCCCCCGCAUCAUCAUCACCACCACCAGCACCAAGAGCAGCCACAACAUCAGCAGCAACAGCAUCCGAAUCACCUGCAACAACUGCAACACCACAGCAGCAGCAGCCUCUCCAACAUGGCCCCCAUUACCACAGAUACGUGCAAUUGGCCAAACGUUUCAACCCUCGUUGUGCCCAGCUGAAACCGUGUUUCCGCCUUACAACGAAAACCUCGAAUCCUCUAGGGGCUGAAGCUGAAGCGACAUGCAGUCAACCGAACUAACAGCAAAGUAUCUUUCCUCCAUGUCAUGUAUUCAUCCAUCCAUCGCCAUUUGUACGAUAUUGUAUCUCCAUCAACCAGCUCCGACCCCAGCCCCAACUUCGAAUGAACGCACAGUUAUUUCAACUUUUUGCACUUGGCUUGUCCUUGCCACCCCGGAAGCUACUAUGCGGUUCGACUGACCUAAAUAAAGAAACGGGAUGUGGUUGUUGGCAAAUGAGCAGAGAAGGCGAAAGUAAAGGCAUCCAUCCGCUUCGAAAAGAGAGGACUUGUGUGCAUCAUGUUUUUCGAAAAUAGAAAAAAACUCGAACAAAAAAAGAAUAUGACACCUCAAUUAGAGUGGCCAUUGAGGAUGAAUGCCUGUGGUGUCAGAGUGUAUAACAUGCUGGGGUUGGGAUAAGUCUCGUCGGACGGAUACUUUGUUGCUGUUGUUGCAGGCCAACAAUAAAUCCAAUAUACUUGGGGGGCUGCAUCAGUUCGUUACCGCCGCUAUUGUAAGUUUAUUUUCAAAGCAAUCUAUCAUUGUAGAAUAGGAUACUCGUUUAUUGUGCGUAUUUCUCUUCAUCUUUCUGAUUAAUCAAGAACUUUUAU
Messenger RNA from Episyrphus balteatus (marmalade hoverfly), 2714 nucleotides. RefSeq lists its product as uncharacterized. The transcript is spliced from 5 exons. The coding region runs from base 967 to 2046 and encodes 359 amino acids. The record is from RefSeq and is a predicted model, not a curated record. Lineage: Eukaryota; Metazoa; Arthropoda; Insecta; Diptera; Syrphidae.